Messenger RNA from Guillardia theta CCMP2712, 3488 nucleotides. RefSeq lists its product as hypothetical. Gene Ontology annotation, biological process: phospholipid translocation. Gene Ontology annotation, molecular function: ATP hydrolysis activity; ATP binding; ATPase-coupled intramembrane lipid carrier activity. The transcript has 7 exons. Bases 1 to 3354 code for a protein of 1117 amino acids. Lineage: Eukaryota; Cryptophyceae; Pyrenomonadales; Geminigeraceae. The record is from RefSeq and is a predicted model, not a curated record. Gene Ontology annotation, cellular component: plasma membrane.
AUGGAAAAUGCUCAUUGCAAGUCUUACAGCAACGCGCCCAGUGACAAUACAACGCAGAAGUCAACCUCAAACAAGGUUGUAACAUCUAAAUACACAUUCUAUUCUUUCUUACCACGAAACCUCUAUGAGCAAUUUUCGAGGUUGGCUAACGUGUACUUUUUACUGAUAUCUUGCUUGCAACUUUUCACAUCCUUAUCACCUACUAGCAAAUGGUCCACAGGAGGACCUUUCAUACUCAUUUUAGUGCUCAACAUGAUUCGCGAGAUUUGGGAAGACAGCAAACGUCACAAGGCAGAUGAAGAAGUGAACAACCGUCUUGUUGAGGUUAUCAGGGAAAACGGAAGCACAGAAUCGAUUCCUUGGAAAUCUGUCACUCUUGGAGAUAUUGUAUGGGUAAAAUGCAAUCAUGAAUUUCCAGCAGACGUCGUUUUGCUUUCGUCUACUGGUGAUCAAGGCAUGUGUUACAUUGACACAUGCAAUCUGGAUGGUGAAACAAAUUUGAAGAUUCGAAAUUCUCUAGCGUUUACAGCAAGCCUAAAUGAUCCUUUGAAAAUCUCACAACUGAAGGGUUACUUUGAGUAUGAGGCACCGAAUAAUCGUCUCUACACUUUUAAUGGAAGGUAUGUCCGUCCUGCAGCAGAAGACGUGCCGGUAGACAACGAAAACAUUUUGCUUCGUGGUGCAACUCUACGAAAUACCCAGUCAAUCUUUGGCCAAGUCGUUUACACAGGAGCUCAGAGCAAAAUCAUGAUGAAUUCGCAGAAGGGAAGAGUCAAGAUCAGUAAUAUCGAACACACAGUGAAUCGCCUGCUUUUGGGAAUUCUGUUAUUUGAAUUGAUUGUUGUUUCUGCCGCUACGAUUGGAAUGGCUUCAUGGGUUUCAUCAAACCGAGAAGCUUGGUAUCUUCCAUAUGUGAAAACUCAGACAACGGCAAAUAACUUUGAAGGUUGGAUAACAUUCCUCCUCCUCAUGAAUAAUUACGUUCCCAUCUCCUUGUAUAUCAGCAUGGAGCUUGCGAAGACAGUGCAAGGCCAGCAAAUGAACUGGGAUAUUGAGAUGUACCAUGAGGAGACUGACACUCCGGCACUGACACGUACGACGAAUCUGAACGAGGAACUGGGACAGAUACAAUAUAUCUUUUCAGACAAAACAGGGACACUUACACAGAACGUGAUGGAAUUCCGAAAAUGCUUCAUUAACACCACUAGUUACGGAUUUGGGACCACAGAAAUUGGAAUUGCUGCUGCUGCUCGUGGAACGAACAUUCAGGUGGAUCAAGAUCCAACGGCUACAGAGGCAGAAAGGGACAAGGAUCCGAACAAAGCUCAAUUUCACAGGGAUCCAAAGAUAGCUUUUGACGAUAUCAGACUGUUACAGAGACAUCGUGAGGGAGGCAGCGAAGGUGAAUUUAUUAAUGACUUCAUGAGAGUACUCUCAGUUUGCCAUACCGUUGUCCCUGAAGGCGAUCUUACCGACCCCAGCAAAAUUUUGUACCAGGCUGAGUCUCCAGACGAAGGUGCGCUCUCUGGUUUUGCCAAGGCUUUGGGCUGGUUCUUUUGCGGGAGGACUUCGACGCACACAACCGUUGAUGUACACGGCAAGAAAGAACAGUUCGAAAUCCUGAAUGUGAACAAGUUCAACAGUGCAAGGAAGCGAAUGAGUGUGGUCUGCCGAACCCCUGAGGGCAAGAUAAUGCUUUACUGCAAAGGAGCAGAUAACGUCAUGCUCGAACGCAUUGCGCCUAACCAAUCACAACGGGCGCCCAUGGAAUCUGCCUUGACACACUAUGCAAAUGAAGGGCUCCGUACUUUGGUGUUGGGCAAGAAGGAAAUACCAGAAAGUGCUUGGGUAGAAUGGAACAAAGUGCACCAUGCAGCGUCGACGGCUCUUGUGGACCGUGAUGGUGCUCUGGAAAGAGCCGCUGAAGAUAUUGAGAAAGAAAUGAUCAUAGUGGGAGCUACGGCGAUUGAAGACAAGUUGCAAGUUGGUGUGCCAGAUGCCAUCGCAACACUUGCUCAAGGCGGGAUAAAGAUUUGGGUAUUGACGGGAGACAAACAAGAGACUGCAGAAAACAUUGGAUUUGCUUGCAGGCUGUUGAGAGAUGACAUGGAAAUCAACUAUAUCAAUGGCUCGUCAGACGAUGAAAUCAAAAGGCAACUAGACCACAUACUUCAGAGGAAUGACAGUUAUGUUGGCAAAGAGACAGAGCACCUUGCAUUGAUCGUGGACGGGAAGUCUCUCCUUGUUCUGAUGGAGGAGUCAGAGCUGAGCCAAAAAUUGCUCACUGUUGCAAAAAUGUGCAAAGCUGUGAUUGCCUGUCGUGUCAGCCCGAAUCAAAAGCGUGAGAUCGUGACUUUGGUAAGGCGUGGCGUUCAACCAGAGCCGAUGACCUUGUCAAUUGGAGAUGGUGCCAAUGAUGUGCCAAUGAUUAUGGAAGCACAUGUGGGUGUAGGAAUAAGUGGUAACGAGGGAUUGCAAGCAGUCAGAUCGGCGGAUUAUGCCAUUGCUCAAUUCAGAUACUUGAAACGAUUGAUGCUCAUUCAUGGAAGAAAUAAUUAUCGUAGGGUGGCUGAGGUUGUUCUGUACUCAUUCUACAAGAACAUGACGCUAGUCACUUCUCUUUUUCUGUAUAAUAUCUACAAUGGUUGGUCUGGAACAGCGAUCUACGCGAGUAUCAUUUUGAUUUGCUUCAAUGUUGCAUAUACAUUUCUACCUAUAAUCUUUUACGGGUUUCUUGAACGGGAUGUCAAUGAUACAACUGCUCUAAAGAAUCCUCAACUCUACAUCCCUGGACAGCGCAGGGAGGGCUUCAACGCCACUGUGAUGUUAACAUGGAUGCUGAACGCAAUCGUGCAUUGUAUUUUCGUGUUCUUCCUCCCCACGGCAGCGUUUGCGGCGACCGGGAUGGUGGACUUGGGUGUAUACGGGACCACUGUCAUGCAUUCGCUUGUGAUUGCUGUGAAUUUCCGGCUGUUUCUCGAAGAGAAUUAUAUUUCCUGGAUCUCUCAUCUUGUCAUUUUUGUCAGUGUUGCGCUUUUUUACUUUGUUGUUGGCGUAGCGUCGAAUAUGCCGUUGAGCUUAACGCUGUUUGACGUGAAUCUCUUUUAUGGUGUUGGCAAAAUGACAUUCGAAGAAGUUUUGUUCUACAUGGCCACAUUGCUCACAAUCGUAGUCGCGAACUCGAUUGACGUUGCAAGUUUAUACAUUGCUAGGAACUUCUUCCCCACACCGACGCACAUCAUCCAGGAGCGGGAGCGAGGAUACGGACGCAAUUUUUACAACACGGGUGAUGACUCAGGAAUGGAGAACGAGGAAAGGUCCGUGAUCUUAGCGAAUGCCGGAUCUCCCAGGUAGAUCAUUCUUGGAUGAGUCAUGCGCUGCUCUUCGGGCCGGCGAUGCCUUGAAGGCUCGGAGACUGCAGGAUUCAGAACACACUUACUUAUGCUGAUAAAAUGCAAAUGAUGUUGAAUGAAGUAGAUAAUCAAGUG